GAAUCAAAACAAGUUGAAUACUUGGCUUCGAUAAACAACACGCUCCCACAGAGAAUCCAAAAACUCAUUUUCCGAGACAAAUUUGAGCCAUUAGCAUCGACUAGACUAGUUAAAGACGUMUCUCCUAGUCUAAAAAUUAUUGUUUGUGCUUUGGUUUUGAUUAAGAAGUGCGUUYUUAAAGCGGAUCUAUGUGUUUACUGGAAGGAUAUCGUAGUGUUGUUGGUCGAUGAGACCCGACAUGGCGACCUACGAAGACCUAGUGAAAUGUGGAUAUUUAGAUAUGAAACUGCCGAGAAAGGAACGUAAAGUAGCUCAAAAGGCUUGGAAAAGAAAAUGGUUUGUUUUAAGAAGAAGAUCCAAGCGAGGGAAAACCCRACUUGAGUAUUACCACAGUGAAAAAGCCUGCACAGACGGCAAACACAGGACAGUCAUUCCAUUAGAUGGAGUCACAAGUAUUAAUCAUGCUCACUCGAGGACUCAUGAAUAUGCUUUUCAUGUUGCGGCACAUGAAGUGAAGUUAUUUUUGUGUGGAUAUAAUGAACUCAACACACAUGAAUGGGUUAGACUUAUAAAGGAACUGGUAUUACCUGAACCUAAGAUGUUCCCUUCGGUACCAGGAGGAGAUAUAUAUGGUCUUUAUGAAAUAUCUGUUAUACAAACUUCAGACUCAGAAAAAAUUGGUUUAUCAGGGGAUUAUCUCAUCACAGUUAGAAAAGAAUACUUAUGUCUACACAGCAUGAAAACAGGGUCAGAAGUUAUGCAGUGGGAGUUGGAAUAUCUGCCUAGCUUUAGACUACAAAGAUUGUCUCAUUUACAGGAUAUUGAUAAAGUUCUUGUCAUAAAAGCUGCAAGCAACUGUAAAAGUGGAGAAGGAGAAUUUCACUUUCUAACGCGUCAAGGACGAGAAAUACUCGAAUGUGUGAAAUGCCAAACCCAAAGACUCUUUUCCUUACGCMGUAUAAACAUGCACAAACAAACACAUGUGAGACGACAAUCUGUGGACUCAGUGCCUAAUACACGCUCAUCCGGCAAUGAAACAAAUGACAGUUUAACAAGUACGGCAUCAUGUUGUGAGACAGAAUCUAGAGAACGGUCUAUUAGCAUGUCAAGCCAUCCCUCAAGUCAAUCAGGCAACCCUUCUUCAGGCAAGCACUCACCAAGGCAGGACUCAUCAGAACAGCAAUCACCUAACAGUUCACCUACGAAGCUGACACCUAAGCAACAAUCACCAGGGCAACCUUUGACUGGGAAAAUUUUCGGUGACCAGAAAAGAGAACUUAAAAAAGAAAGUGGAAAGCCAUUAUUGUGCACUCCAACGUAACUAUAAUUAUGUUGGUUUUCAAGCUACUUUUUGGCGUUGGCUUGGAUUCGUUGUUUCGUUUGUUUGUUGUUGUUUUUUUUGCAAGCAUUUGUUUAUUUGUUGCUCAGUUGGAUUUAUUUUCCUAUGUGCUUUUUUGUGGUAAAUCAAAAAAUUGGUUUCCUAGCAACAGAAGAUUUAUUUAUAAUGAUGUGAAUACACAUGUACUAUAAUUAUUAUCAAAAGAAAUAUAGAGAUAUAGAAAUUUUGCUAUUUUUUUAUAAAAUGAUACCUGACACACGUUUGGGAAUAUAUACUUCAUCUCGCCUUCUUGAGUUAUAUAAAUGAGGAAAAUAUCCUCCAGUUAAUGUUAGAUCAAGAUUUUUCAUUUCAUGGCAUUACCACAGAACUUUAGGGAUCUUUACAAGUAAAUUUAAAGCAAUCUAUCUUUGGAUUCACCUCCUUAAUGAACAAAAUGCCUGCUCUAAUAUUGAAUCCACAAUACAAAAGGGAAUUUGUAUGUGUUAGAUACUGCCAGUAAUGGUAAGGAUUAUUGAGUAGUUACUGGUUAGGAUUACAUGUAGUUAGGUAUGUUGAAUACAACAAGUCAAUAUGAAGGAAACUAAAACACCAUAUGAAAAUUUUAAAAAUCUCUUUUUAUAAAUCAUGAAUGUGUUUUAACAGUGGCAUUUCCACAGAGUGGCUUUUCAUCCACCGAAUUCCACUUUUUUACUCAAUAAAGGACUAAGGUCUCUAUGUACAGUUACAAACUUUUUACUCAGUGUUAAGUUUCCUUCUUAUUAACUUGUUAUACAUAAUGCGGUUUGCUGUGUUUUUUUCAAAGRAAUAAUAUUAAAGAGGAAAAUUUCAGAUCUAAAAUAAAAAUAUAU
This is a messenger RNA of Actinia tenebrosa (Australian red waratah sea anemone), 2187 nucleotides long. Its product is annotated as docking protein 5. Gene Ontology annotation, cellular component: cytoplasm. Gene Ontology annotation, biological process: cell surface receptor protein tyrosine kinase signaling pathway. NCBI's taxonomy places the organism in Eukaryota, Metazoa, Cnidaria, Anthozoa, Actiniaria, Actiniidae. The record is from RefSeq and is a predicted model, not a curated record.